UUUUGCAUCCACAAACUACACCUUAUGGCAUCCAGGCCCCCCCAGAAACCCACAGAAUCGCUAGGAGGCUUCAGUGGCGUGUUUAAAAGUUUCACAAAGUCGCUUAAGCCUGCUGUUCCCAGGCCGGAACCUACGCGGCCCGACGCCCGCUCCCCGAUCAACCCCACGGUCAUUGGCGGGGGCACGGAGCAGACAAAAUUCUUUCUGCAGCUCGGUGCAGGCAACUCGCUCAGCCAGCGAAACAAAGCUGUUCUCGGCUUUACCGCCAUCCUCCGCCAUCAGGUGGUAUCGACGAUUCCGGAAAUCUGGUACGCAGCGCACGAUUUACUCCACUGUGACGAUGCGGGUGUGCGGCGUAACACAUUGAUAUUGCUCCAAGUCUGCAUUCUGAAGGAUGAGGACUCGACAUCGGUUGCUAACCGGUUGGUGUACUACCGCGAUAUUGUUGAAAACUGCCAGGUCUCGAGCCCCAGUCGCUCAGAACAGAACGUAUCGAUAGACCAUCCCGAGAUUUUCUCGAUAGAUCCCCUCUAUUCGUACUUUCUCGACGCCCUACGGCUCGUGACUCACAGCGGCCGCAACGUGCACGGCUUUCUCCACGCCCAGACGGGCUUGGCGGCGUUUCUCGCCAACUCCUUGGCUUCUAUGGACUCGACAAAGGCCAAUUCGCCCGGCCUUACCAGUUUGAUGGACUUCAUCAGCCUGGUGGUGGAGCAUAACGGGCCGUUGCUUAGAGAAAACGACGUGGAGCCGCUUCUUCGCGAGACAAUCCACGUUGCAACCCGCGCGGCCGACCCCAAGACCGUGUUUUCCGCUCUUAGGAUUGUCCAGGCGAUGAUGGUACACGCAUACAUUCCUCCGUCGUGCGUAGACCCCGUGAUGGAAAUGCUAAGCGGGGCCUACGGCGUUGAAGCGUUUACUCCGUUGGUCAGGGAGAUCUUCCAGGGGUUCGCGAGCGAUAGCAGCGCUGGUACUGCCACGUUAAUGGCCUUGUGCCACGUAUUGACACGAAACCUGUGCGGGCAAGGGUGCAACGUGAACGUCUGUCGCGGCAGCAUCAUGGCCCUCCGUGAUCUCUUCGUGCCGACCGUGCAUACGUACGAAAAUAGCUUGCUCUAUAUUUUGAAGGCGCUUUCGCAGCUCGUUUCAUCGACAGACAGCCCCGUUAUCCAUCUCGAAGUUUCACGGCUCGUCAACGUGCUCUUUGACACCCCCUUGGACAGCUUCCAGUACUGGUAUUCCUCCAGUGGCGCCUCCAUCCCCGAUGUGUUGCUCGCAAUCACCAUCCUGGGAACAAGCGAAAUGACCUCCAAAAUCGCUGGGGAACUCCGGCCAAUCUUAGCGACCUUGAAGCGGCUCCACCAGCAGAAGGAGUACGUGGGAGACUCGGAACAGCUUCUACGCUUGUUCAUGCGUUUUAGCGUCUUGCCUGAGGACUUGCAGUUUGUUCUCGACUUGGUCACCAGUGAGAACUAUUGCUUCCCGGGCUUCCCGAACUGGAUCCAGAACUGCGAGACGGUGCUCCGGUGCUUCUUCCACAGCCCCAACCAGGACGUGUCGAUACGGGUCCAGACGCUCGACGUCCUCGAGCAGGUGUACGAGGUGGCUUUGUCGCUCGAUGAAGACGGGACCCUUUUCAAGGCCCUACAGGCCAUUAUGGCGGGCUUGCUAACCAAACUGACGCUUGAGACCAACCCUGAGGUAUUGCAGCGGAUGCGAAAGUUCCUUGUCAACACUGGCUUGUGCGUUCCCGAGCAGCUCUUUAGAGACUUUGCUGCCAUGCUCUGCGACUGCUUCCAGAGCCUCCCGCUGGCCACCCGAGCUUCCCACUCUGCCGCCUCCAGAUUGCUCUCUCCCACCACGUCGGCCUUAACUCCAGCGCAGUCGCAGCUCACAACCGUUUCCCAGUCCGACCGGCGCAUCAGCUUGGCCUCCAUUGCCAGCUUGGCCACGUUCCACAGUCAUCAUUCCGCCAAGGAGCCGGGCCCUAAGCCCUUGGAGCCUAUCUUUGUGAUGCUCGCCCAGACGCUAGCAGAGCUGUUUAUCGUCACCAUCACCGCCUCCGCCAGCAAAGCCAAGACGUUAUACGACGCGCUCUGCCAGGUGUCGCAGGUUGCGAUCGAGGCGCUGAAUCUGAACGUCUUGAUGGCCACAGCCCGGGCGUUGCUCCGCAUCCGGUGUACUUGGGAGUUGAGCAUCUUUGCAACCAACCCCAAGGAUAUGAGCGGCUUGGCCACCGCGUUCCAGCGCACAACAGAGGACAUAGAGCACCCAGAGGAGAAGCAGUGGCUAUUCCCAGAGACUAUCGACUACAUCCCCGAGAGCCACUUGGACAAUGUGUGCAAGACGCUCAAACUCUACGACCGAAACUCGGCAAAGUUGCAGGUCAACUCCAUCGACCCCGAGAAGAUGCUUGACAUCGUGUUGCGCAUCUUAGAAACCUACAUUGACUGGGAGAUCUACUCCUUUACGUGGGCCCACUUCUGUCCCCAGCUCUCUAACAUGUUGCUCUUCCAGAACUGCCCGCGGCAGAUUAUCCAGUUGCGUGCCAUUCUCUGCGACCAGUUGCAGUUGAAGCUCCCAGAAUCCUUGAAGUUGCCGUCCGCGAUGACCAAACCGCUUCUUCAGGUGGCGUUAGUGCGGGCGUUGACUCCCCUCCUAGCCUACAACGAGUUAUUUUCCAAGUAUGACCAGGAUAUGAUUAUCCAGUCGUUAAUCGCUGGGCUCUCCUCCUGGGAAAAGACCGCGAUUCCGUGCAUCGACUGCUUGACCGUCUGCUGCUACGAAUUGCCCAUGUCGGUCAAGAAGUUUAUCAACACCAUUUUGACAAAGUUGCAGACCAAGAUCAGCAGUCCGUACGCAAACGCGCACAUUCUCGAGUUCUUGUACGUGCUUGCGCGGUCGCCGGCGCUCACGUCCAACUUCACCGUCGACGAUUUCAAAAGGGUGUUCGGGGUGACAUUCAAGUUCAUCCAGUUCUGCCACGACAGCUCUCGCAGCAUGGGCCUCCUCGACUCCGCGGUGAAGAGAACCGAUAAGGUUCUCACGGACCAUGGCAAAGAUGCCGAGGUGGAGGUGUUGGCCUCGACGGUGGCCACUGGCAUGACGCCUAUUUUCUUACAGUAUUUGCUCGCAUCCUCCUACAACGUGAUUGCCGCGUGGUUCCUUAGCAUGAAGCUAUACGAACGGCAGGAGUUGUCGGCCUUCAUUAUGAAGAAUUUGGUGCUCGUUUCCGGCCCUCUCGAGGAGGAGCUGGACGAGCAGAAUUCGUCGUUCUUGGACUUUAUUUCCCGCUUCACGUUCUCUGACAUCGAGCUUCGCAUGACCGGAACCACUGCCGCGUACCGAUGCGACAAGCCCACUCUCUUGAAGGGGAGAUGGGUGUCGGGGAUCAGUAUCAUAUCGGUUGAAACGUGUGUGGAGACGGGCCAGGCUACUAUUUGCAUCGCCCGGCCUACUGGCUCAUCUGUUUUUCGGUUCGAGAUAGAAACAUCCAUGCAAGCUCAAUGGGUAGAAGAGUUUAAGGAUCUCACUGUCUCACCAGCCGUUGGCGGGAGCCCGGACGAGAAACAGAGCCAGUACACCCCUGAUUACAUAUCCCAGCAGUUGUUUCAGCACGCAGGGAUCCCGGACGACCAGUUGCUCCCCUUGCCCGAUGACAGUGCCACGAACAGAGCCAUCAGCAUGCUCGAGCGCGUGCCUGUGGUGCAGUUCCACAAGGUGGGGGUAAUGUACAUCGCACCCCGCCAAUCGACAGAGGCAGAGAUUUUGGGCAAUCAGGUCGGGUCGGAAAACUACCAAAGCUUCUUGAGCCGAAUGGGCACCUUGAUCAGGACGCAGCACUGCAAGGAGGUGUACAUGGGCGGUCUUGACACCGAAGACAGCGCUGACGGUAAGUACGCGUACUACUGGAGCGAUAAGAUCACCCAGAUGGUCUUCCACGCCACCUCGUUGAUGCCCAACAACCCUGACCACGAUCCGCUUUUCUCCAUGAAGAAAAGACACAUUGGGAACAACUACGUAAACAUUUUCUACGACGAAAGCGGUCGCAACAACUUUGAUUUCAACGUCAUCCGAUCGCAGUUCAAUUUCAUCCAAAUUGUGAUUACCCCGCAUACUCUCCACGAUGCCGACGUGACCCACGGGUCUGUGAGCAUGUUGAACAUCUUGGAGACGCAGCGUUCCUCCAAGGAGCACAUGCACCACUCAUUCAAGGUCAACCUCUACAGACGGUCAGGAGUUCCGGGGGUGUUUUCCACGUGCCAUUUCAAGUUGGUUUCCGGUGACAGGUUGCCCGAGUUUGUGCGGAAUCUUGCCUUGGUGGCCAGCCACUUCGCCAACGUCUGGCACGCAGAUAACCAGAAGUACACAUCGAAUUGGUGCCACCGAAUGAGGCAAAUAGAGGAUUUACGGCAAAAGGCGGGGGCGCAUACGGUUUCCCGGGGAAGUGACGCCUUCAGCAACUAUCCGAGCCGGACCGCCAGUAUCAACGUAAAGUCCUCGGGCCAAACAAAUGAUGGCAAUCUGAAAACAGCUAUAACGUUUUUGGACCAGCUCUCCCAUUUUGAUAGACAAUAGCUUAGGCGAAGGAGCUGCAUGGUUUGGUCAUUUCCCCGUAUGAAUUAACUCGGCCAUCCCCCGUAUCAGUGAGCAGAGCAAGCUCCAAGUCUAAUAUAAGCAAUCCCUCUGGGGCUAGGCCACUCUCAGGUUUAAGUACACGUCGCGGGGAAUUGGUCAUGCUGCAGAUGAUUUCCUUGGGCUCUGGCCACUCCACUUCCAUUAAUUUACAUUAGGGUUCUCCAUCUCUUAAUAUAAGCCCCCCACAGCGUGAUUUUUCUCUGCUUUAUUCAAACCCUCAUAGGAUUUGGUCAUUUAGUUUGCCAUAGGGUUUGGUCAUUUUCAAUUAUAUCAAAUUAAAGCAUGGUCUAUAUGCAUGGUUCGGUCACUCCCCCAUAUAAACCCCUACGGCCUAAGACCGAAUCAUGCGUGUAAGACCAAUUUCCCCA
Babjeviella inositovora NRRL Y-12698 is the source of this 5006-nucleotide messenger RNA. RefSeq names its product Tsc2p (gene TSC2). Bases 25 to 4578 code for a protein of 1517 amino acids. The transcript has a single exon. Gene Ontology annotation, biological process: positive regulation of GTPase activity; negative regulation of TOR signaling; regulation of small GTPase mediated signal transduction. Gene Ontology annotation, cellular component: TSC1-TSC2 complex; cytoplasm; nucleus. Lineage: Eukaryota; Fungi; Ascomycota; Pichiomycetes; Serinales. Gene Ontology annotation, molecular function: GTPase activator activity. The record is from RefSeq and is a predicted model, not a curated record.